AUGAAGAGAACAUUAAGAGUUGAAAUAUUUGGGGAUAAUGUUAAACUUAAAGAUUUACCCAAAACAAAUGGUGGAAUAAAUUUGAUUGAUGAUAUUGGUAAAACAUCCAAUAAUGAAGAUGUAUUAAAGAAUGACCUUGAAAUAAAAAUGGUGAUUAAUAAUAAUAGAAGCAACAAUGUGAAAACUGUUAUUAAGGUUAAGCAAGCGAUGAAUGAAAUAAUGAUUUCCAAGAUGGUGAAUGAUGAAAUAAUAACAAGAAGAGGAUCGAAUUAUGCUAAGUUGAUUAGAUACGAUCAUGAAGCUAAAUCUGGAGGAAUUGACUGA
This is a messenger RNA of Dentiscutata erythropus, 324 nucleotides long. Lineage: Eukaryota; Fungi; Glomeromycota; Glomeromycetes; Diversisporales; Gigasporaceae. The record is from the annotation of a GenBank genome assembly.